This is a messenger RNA of Drosophila sechellia, 3626 nucleotides long. RefSeq names its product glutamyl aminopeptidase. Gene Ontology annotation, cellular component: membrane; cytoplasm. NCBI's taxonomy places the organism in Eukaryota, Metazoa, Arthropoda, Insecta, Diptera, Drosophilidae. The transcript has 7 exons. The record is from RefSeq and is a predicted model, not a curated record. Gene Ontology annotation, biological process: peptide catabolic process; proteolysis. The coding region runs from base 375 to 3452 and encodes 1025 amino acids. Gene Ontology annotation, molecular function: zinc ion binding; metalloaminopeptidase activity; peptide binding.
CGCGACGGUCGCGAUAGAAAAGAGCGGACCCCGUUUGCAAAUACACGAUCUCAAUUACGAUUCUCGAUUCCCCUUUCUUCUCGCCUUUCUUCGUUUUCUCGGAUUUCUCGAGUGCGCGCCUACGAUUUGAAUCAAGAAUGAUAGCUGUCCGGCAAUUGCCGCUAUCAAAUUAGAUGAGUGAUAUUCCUCGGACCCGGCAAAGUGACAAUUAAUGCCAUUCGUAGACAAAAAAAACAGAAGAAAAACGAGACACAAAAAGCCGUGAUUUCAACUGUAAAUCAAUGAUUUACUGUUGUAGAACGCACCCAGUCCAGUAAAAUAAGACUAGAAACAGCAAAAGGAAGUACAAUUAAGAAGGAAAGAAACUAAAAGUCAUGUAUACAGCGAAAAACGUACGCCCGCGCAGCAGCCUCUCCACAGACGACAAUCACCGGAUCAAGGACACCAAUCGGCCCCACAAGGCCCGCAGCAACACGAUCCUGACCCUCGCCGCAUUCUGCGUCUUCCUGCUAGUCCUCUGCGGCUUCCUGCUGGGCGCCCUCGUCUACGUGGGCAAGAACAUAGCCGAGGAGCACCAGAGGCAGCAGCACGCGAAUGCUUCCCAGUGGGCCUUGAACUCCACCAUCCGCACAGUUUACGUGGAUCGGGACCAGUUGCUAUCCACCAAGCCCAUUAUCAGUGUACUUUCAGAUAGUCGCGUUCACACCACCCAAGUGCCUACCAGCAGAAAAUCGAGCAUAAUGGCCACUGUGGCGCCCGCUGUAAAAGCCGCGAGCAAGGUGCUCCAGAAUCUGGGAUUCCGGCUGCCCAAACAGAUUAAGCCAAGCAAGUACCGCCUUCAUUUGCGGCCCGAUCUCGGACGGAAGAACUAUUCCGGCAAUAUAAGCAUCAGCCUGCAAGUCCUGGAGCCCAUAGCCUUCAUCCCAGUCCAUGUGAAGCAACUGAAUGUGAGCACCGUUGAGGUGAAGCGCCUGGAUGAAUCGGGAGCGCCGCUCAAGGACAUCACCCCCACGCUGACCUUUGCCCAUCCGGAGUUUGAGUACUGGGUCACCGAGUUCGAACAGCCGCUGGAGGCGGGAAACUACUCACUGCUGCUCAACUUUACGGGAUCGCUUGUAGAUCGGAUUACGGGGAUGUACCAGAGCUCCUACUUGGACAAGCUGAAGAACCGCUCCAGAUCAAUCAUCUCCACCAAGUUCGAGCCCACUUAUGCCCGCCAAGCCUUCCCCUGCUUCGAUGAGCCCGCUCUUAAAGCCCAGUUCACCAUAACGGUGGCCCGUCCAAGUGGUGAUGAGUACCACGUGCUGUCCAACAUGCCAGUGGCCAGCGAGUAUGUCGAUGGCGAUAUCACCGAGGUGACUUUCGCAGAGACCGUACCCAUGAGCACCUAUCUGGCCGCCUUUGUUGUGUCUGAUUUUCAAUACAAGGAAACCACUGUGGAGGGAACCAGCAUUGCAUUGAAAGUCUAUGCCCCACCAGCGCAGGUGGAGAAAACCCAGUACGCCCUGGACACUGCGGCUGGCGUGAUGGCCUACUACAUAAACUAUUUCAAUGUUUCGUACGCGCUACCCAAAUUGGAUCUGGUUGCCAUACCCGAUUUCGUGUCUGGUGCUAUGGAAAAUUGGGGAUUGGUCACGUUCCGAGAAACGGCUCUUCUGUACGACGAAUCUACCAGUUCCAGCGUUAAUAAGCAGCGUGUGGCCAUCGUCGUGGCCCAUGAAUUGGCCCACCAGUGGUUCGGAAACCUGGUAACUAUGAACUGGUGGAACGAUCUGUGGCUAAAUGAGGGCUUCGCAUCAUUUCUUGAGUACAAGGGAGUAAAGCAAAUGCAUCCAGAAUGGGAUAUGGACAAUCAGUUCGUGAUUGAGGAACUGCAUUCGGUGCUGACCAUUGAUGCCACCUUAGCCUCCCAUCCGAUUGUCAAGUCCAUUGAGAGUCCAGCUGAGAUCACGGAGUACUUCGAUACCAUCACCUACUCCAAGGGAGCCGCCUUAGUACGCAUGCUGGAGAAUCUGGUGGGCGAGGAAAAAUUGAGGAACGCCACCACCCGCUAUUUGGUGCGUCAUAUCUACCGUACUGCCACCACCGAAGAUUACCUCACCGCAGUCGAGGAGGAGGAAGGCCUGGACUUUGACGUGAAGCAGAUCAUGCAGACCUGGACGGAGCAGAUGGGUCUUCCGGUUGUGGAGGUGGAGAAAAGUGGAAGUACUUAUAAGCUCACCCAAAAGCGUUUCCUGGCCAACGAAGAUGACUACGCAGCCGAUGCUGAAGCAUCGUCCUUCAACUACCGUUGGUCGAUUCCCAUUACCUACACGAGCAGCAUCAACAAUGAAGUCCAAUCAUUAAUAUUUAACCACAAUGACAAUGAGGCCACCAUCACGCUUCCUGGAGAGGCCAGCUGGAUUAAGAUUAACACGAAUCAAGUGGGAUACUACCGGGUGAACUACGGCAGCGAACAGUGGGCGGAACUUAUUUCGGCCCUGAAGAACUCCCGGGAAACCUUCAGCACCGCCGAUCGCGCUCAUCUGCUGAACGACGCCAAUACCUUGGCCGCUGCCGGACAGCUUAACUACUCCGUGGCACUGGAUCUGAUAUCUUACCUGGAGAGCGAGCAGGACUACGUGCCCUGGAGCGUAGGCACCUCCGCCCUGGCUACUUUAAGGAACCGCGUAUACUACACGGAUUUGUACACUAAUUACACCACCUACGCCCGUAAACUCCUUACGCCCAUCGUAGAAAAGGUCACAUUUACCGUUGCAGCCGAUCAUCUGGAAAAUCGCCUCCGCAUCAAGGUGCUGAGCUCAGCCUGCAGCUUGGGACACGAGAGCUCCUUGCAACAGGCAGUCACGCUGUUCAACCAGUGGCUAGCCAGCCCCGAGACCCGACCCAAUCCGGAUAUCCGCGACGUGGUCUACUACUAUGGUCUGCAACAGGUGAACACAGAGGCCGCCUGGGAUCAAGUGUGGAAGCUGUACCUGGACGAGAGCGAUGCCCAGGAGAAGCUGAAGUUGAUGAACUGCCUAACCGCCGUGCAGGUGCCAUGGCUGUUGCAGCGAUACAUCAACUGGGCCUGGGAUGAGAGCAAUGUGCGCCGACAGGACUACUUCACCCUGCUGGGAUACAUAUCCACCAAUCCGGUGGGUCAGAGUCUUGUGUGGGAUUACGUGCGUGAAAACUGGGAGAAGUUGGUGGAUCGUUUCGGCAUCAAUGAACGCACCUUGGGUCGUCUGAUCCCCACGAUCACUGCCCGCUUCUCAACAGAAACCAAGCUGGAAGAGAUGCAGCAGUUCUUUGCCAAAUAUCCCGAGGCUGGAGCCGGAACCGCGGCCCGUCAACAGGCGUUGGAAGCGGUGAAGGCAAACAUCAAAUGGCUAGCGGUCAACAAGGCCCAGGUGGGCGAAUGGUUGGCCAAUUACGUUCAACAGUCCACCGUCACCAACCGCAUUCAGUGAACACUAAACUCGGCCAUUUGCACCUUGUAAAAUAUCAGUAAUGUAAAAACUACCAAUGGAAGUGACUAUAGUCUUAGCUAACUAGUGCAGCAAAAGCAUUUCAAAUAUGAACGAAGAAUUGUGAUUGCUUAUGAUAUUUUUGAAGAAAAUACAAGUGAAAAAAAAUUUGUGUAA